Molecule: messenger RNA, 3078 nt
Organism: Penicillium chermesinum
Lineage: Eukaryota; Fungi; Ascomycota; Eurotiomycetes; Eurotiales; Aspergillaceae
Product: valine--tRNA ligase
Exons: 4
Biological process (GO): valyl-tRNA aminoacylation
Cellular component (GO): cytosol
Molecular function (GO): aminoacyl-tRNA deacylase activity; valine-tRNA ligase activity; ATP binding
Source: RefSeq, a predicted model, not a curated record
GGGGACCAGCCCGCUGCCUCGACCGAGAACGCCGCUCCCAAGGUGAAGACCGAGAAAGAAUUGGAGCGCGAGCGCAAGAAGGCCGAGAAAGCGAAGAAAUUUGCGGAGAAGCAGGCUAAAGCCGCUAGCAGUAAGCCUACUGCCCCCAAGGCUGAAAAGAAGGCCCCCAAGGUCGAGAAGGAAAAGGCUGUCGACGCAUACGACCCGAAGACGAUCGAAGCUGGCCGUCUCGACUGGUGGGAGAAGCAUGAUUUAUUCAAGCCUGAAUGGGGCCCUGAUGGCAAGGUGAAGCCUGAGGGUAGCUUCGUUAUCCCAAUCCCGCCUCCCAAUGUCACCGGUUCCCUCCACAUGGGCCACGCCCUUACCAACGCCCUCCAAGAUACCAUGAUCCGUUGGCAGCGUAUGAAGGGCAAGACUACACUCUGGCUCCCUGGAAUGGAUCAUGCCGGUAUCUCAACGCAGAGUGUUGUCGAGAAAAUGCUGUGGAAGAAAGAGCGAAAGACGCGCCACGACAUCGGACGUCCUGCGUUGACCAAGUUGAUUUGGGACUGGAAGCAUGAAUACCAUAGCAACAUCAAGAAUGCUCUCCGAAGACUGGGCGGUUCGUUUGACUGGUCGCGUGAGGCCUUCACAAUGGACCCUAAUCUGUCCGCUGCUGUGACCGAAACUUUCGUAUCUCUCCACGAGGAAGGUAUCAUUUACCGGGCCAAUCGCCUCGUGAACUGGUGUGUUGCGUUGAACACAUCGCUAUCCAACCUUGAGGUCGAUAACAAAGAGGUUGAAGGCCGUACUCUUUUGGAUGUGCCUGGGUACGACAAGAAGGUCGAGUUUGGUGUCCUGACCCACUUCACCUACGAGAUCGACGGUACUACCGAACGUAUCGAGAUCGCCACUACUCGUCCGGAGACUAUGGUUGGUGACACUGGAAUUGCUGUUCAUCCCACUGAUAAGCGGUACAGCCACCUGAUUGGCAAGAAUGCCCGUCACCCAUUCGUGGACCGCCUGAUGCCCAUUGUUGCUGAUGAAGAUGUGGACCCUGAGUUUGGUACUGGUGCUGUCAAGAUUACCCCUGCGCACGAUUUCAAUGAUUUCAACCGUGGUAAGCGUCACAACCUCGAAUUUAUUUCCGUCAUGAACGAUGAUGGUACCUUCAACAAGCACGGUGGACCUUUCGCUGGCAUGAAGCGUUUCGACGCUCGGUACGCCGUCAUUGCCGCUUUAAAAGAAAAGGGCCUGUACGUGAAAUGGGAGCACAAUCCCAUGAAGAUCCCCAUUUGUAGCAAGUCAAACGACGUGAUCGAGCCCAUUCUUAAGCCCCAAUGGUGGAUGAACAUGGAAUCCCUUGUUGGACCCGCCAUCAAGGCUGUGGAGAACGGCGAUAUCAUCAUUCGGCCCGAAAGUGCUGAGAAGAGCUAUUUCCGUUGGAUGAGCAACCUCAACGAUUGGUGUCUGAGCCGACAGCUGUGGUGGGGUCACCAAACUCCUACAUACUUCAUCAAGAUUGAAGGUCAAGAGGGAUCCGACAGCGACGGCAACUUGUGGGUGUCUGGUCGUAACGAAGAAGAGGCCAGGAAAAAGGCCGAGGCCAAAUUCCCUGGACAGAAAUUCGAGCUUAUCCGCGACCCUGAUGUGCUCGAUACCUGGUUCUCAUCGGGUCUAUGGCCCUUCUCUACUUUGGGUUGGCCAAAAAAGACGCACGAUUACGAGAACCUGUACCCCACAUCCGUGCUGGAGACCGGAUGGGAUAUUCUUUUCUUCUGGGUUGCUCGCAUGAUUAUGUUUGGUCUCAAGAUGACCGGAAAGGUUCCUUUCAAGGAGGUGUACUGCCACUCUUUGAUCCGCGAUUCGGAGGGUCGUAAGAUGUCGAAAUCCCUGGGUAAUGUCAUUGAUCCAUUAGAUGUGAUCGAUUCCAUUACUCUUCAAGAGCUUCACGACAAGCUACUUGUGGGUAACCUCGCGGACAAGGAAGUCGCUGCCGCCACCAAGUACCAGAAGAAGGCCUUCCCCAAGGGUAUCCCCGAGUGCGGUACUGAUGCUCUCCGCUUCGCCCUCGUUUCGUACACCACUGGAGGUGGUGACAUUGCUUUCGAUGUCCAGGUCAUUUACGGAUACCGUCGCUUCUGUAAUAAGAUCUACCAAGCCACUAAGUUCGUUCUUGGUAAGCUUGGUGAUGACUUCAAGCCUCUUCCCACUCCUAGCAAGACGGGCCGCGAGUCUCUGUCCGAGCGAUGGAUUCUCCACAAGUUCAAUGCUGCCGCUAAGGAGGUGAAUGAGACUCUUGAGGCCCGUGAGUUCUCCACUGCCGCCAGCACUAUCUACCAGUACUGGUACUCUCAACUCUGUGAUGUUUUCAUCGAAAACUCCAAGUACCUUCUGGCUGAGGAUACUUCGGCUGAAACCAAGGAGUCGGCCAAGCAAACUCUCUACACUGCGCUAGAGGGUGCUUUGACUAUGAUUCACCCUAUCAUGCCUUUCAUUAGUGAAGAGCUGUGGCAGCGUCUGCCCCGUCGUCCUGACGACAAGACAUUCUCGAUCAUGAAGGCCAAAUUCCCCGAGUACAACGCCGAAUUUGACGACCCAGCCGCCGCGACCGCCUACGAGCUUAUUCUCAACACAUCCAAGACCAUCCGAUCGAUUCUUGCCCAAUACGAUGUCAAGACCAAGGGCGAUAUCAUCAUCCAGACCUACGAUGCUACCAGCGAAAAGACCGUGUCUGAGCAACUGAACAGUAUCAAGUCUCUGGGUGGUAAGACCCUGGGCGAGCUUUCACACCUUGGCCCGGACAACAAGGCGGCCCCCGCCGGCUGUGUUGUGGCCACCGUCAGUGCUGAGGCCGCUGUCUACCUGCGUGUUUCUAAGGAGGUUGCCCUCGAGCAGGAAGAGAAGGCCAAGGCUAGUCUCGAGCGUGCCCGUGAGACUGUGCGCAAGUGCCAAACUAUCAUGAGUGCUCCUACCUGGAAGGAGAAGGUCAAGCUUGAAGUGCGCGAGCAGGAGGAGAAGCGACUCCGCGAUGCGGAGAGUGAGGCUGCACUCUUGGAAGAGCAAAUCAAGGCUUUCGAGAAGCUGCGCCUAGAGUAA